Molecule: messenger RNA, 1425 nt
Organism: Penicillium chermesinum
Lineage: Eukaryota; Fungi; Ascomycota; Eurotiomycetes; Eurotiales; Aspergillaceae
Product: tellurite-resistance/dicarboxylate transporter family protein
Exons: 4
Coding region: 1-1425 (474 amino acids)
Biological process (GO): malate transmembrane transport
Cellular component (GO): membrane
Molecular function (GO): malate transmembrane transporter activity
Source: RefSeq, a predicted model, not a curated record
AUGCAAUCCAAUUUCCCGGUGCCCAGGCAUCUGAGAAAUCCUGGAGAGGAGGGAUAUAGAACCCCUACUAUCGAGGAUGCAGAGCGUACGCUUUCGAUGUUUGGUGCUGGGGAAAGUCCAAGCAGCGUCGCGCGCGACUUUCAUACAACCGCGCUGGAAGCUGCUGUUCAAAGAGGCUCGUCCCGGGCAACAAGCCAUGAAGAACGCAAAGAGCACCGCAGUGAUGCGGACCGAAAUGGUACAGGAGUUCAUCGCACCGUCACUGAAUCGUCUGCCCCUACUCUUGGGUGGAAAAAGCGAAUACGCCACGUUACCUGGGCAUACUUCACACUAACCAUGGCCACGGGUGGUCUUGCCAAUGUUCUAUAUGAAGUUCCAUUCCGCUUCCACGGCUUGGAGACCAUUGGCGUAGUCGCCUUCUUGCUCAAUAUUGUUCUUUAUCUAUGCAUUUGGGCUCUACUACUGGCUAGGUUUUACUAUUACCCCUAUACUUUCAAAGCGUCUUUUCUGCAUCCGACGGAAUCCCUGUUCAUCCCAUCAUCGGUGGUUUCUUUUGGGACAAUCUUGAUCAACAUAUCUCAGUACGGCCCUGGAAAAGCAGGCCCUUGGCUGGUCGAAGCUGUUGGCAUCAUGUUCUGGAUCGAUUGCGUACUGGCCAUUCUGUUCUCCGCAGGAAUCUAUCUUAUACUGUGGUCCACACAGACUUUCACCAUAGCACAAAUGACCCCAAUAUGGAUCUUUCCAGCCUACCCGAUGCUCAUCAUCGGCCCACAUGCUGGCAUUUUGGUGGCCAAGCUCGAGCCCUCACGCUCCCUUCGCAUCCUCGUCGGAGGGACGACGAUCCAAGGAGUUGGGUUUUUGGUCUCUUUGAUGGUAUACUCUGCUUUCAUCUACCGACUCAUGACCCAAAAGCUCCCUAAGGAGAACAUGCGACCAGGCAUGUUCGUUUCUGUAGGACCGAGCGGCUUUACCGUUGCCGGCCUAGUCAAUAUGGCCGCACAGGCGCAUCGGUGCUUUCCUGCUGACUUCAUGGGUAAUGGGCCGCUGGCAGCAGAGGUGUUGAAGGUGACGCAAUAUUCUUCUUCAUCAUUGCCACGGCUGCGCAUUGGUCAGCCGUCGCUGGCCCUAAAUCGACUAGUAUUUUCCAUGACGUGGUUUUCUUUCGUGUUUCCUAAUACUGCGCUGAUCACGGCGACAUUCGCGAUCGGGAAAGCAUUUUCUUGCAAGCCCAUCAACAUUGUUGGAUGCGUCGCGGUCUUCCCUUUGUUUAUAAUGUAUUUCUUUGUGUGCUAUCGAAUGAUCCGUGCCGUCGUGAAACACCAAAUCCUCUGGCCUCAGAAGGGAGAAGACCGAAAUGAGGGUGGGUUUGAGGUUCAGGAAUUGAAUCCUGAUCCACAGACCUCGGAGGAAAGCACAAUCGUCUGA